Molecule: messenger RNA, 2642 nt
Organism: Fusarium odoratissimum NRRL 54006
Lineage: Eukaryota; Fungi; Ascomycota; Sordariomycetes; Hypocreales; Nectriaceae
Exons: 2
Coding region: 229-2085 (618 amino acids)
Source: RefSeq, a predicted model, not a curated record
AGCCUGCACGACACCAACAUUCACGACGCGCCACUACCGUAGCCUCGGCGGCAUCAACUCACGAAAUAGAUCUUGGCGAUCAAUCGCUUUCUAUGUGGCUUUGUGUCACUGUGCGUAAAAUUGAUGAAGAGGAACAUCUGUAAAAGCGGAAGCAUCGUCUCUCAAGUCUGAUGCGUUAUUUUCCAUCACCCGCUACCCAAGAUUCGACGCCCAUCAGUCUCGCGCCAAAUGGAACAACCCUUCACUUACUCACCACUCCCGUCAAACGGAUGGUUCAGACUGCUGAGUAUCCUCCCGUCGCAUGAUGAGACAUCCGACAUCUCAUGCGAGCUGCAUCAUCACGAGCUAUCUACCUGCCCUCAGUAUGAAGCCAUCUCAUACACAUGGGGCAACGAAGACGCAAGGGAGCGACUGCUGGUAAACGGCACUGUUUUUAAAGUGCGGCCCAAUUUGCACGCAGCUCUCAGGGCAUUUCGACAGCCUCAUGAGGCAAAACUCAUCUGGGUCGACGCCGUCUGUAUCAAUCAGCAAGAUCAAGGGGAGAGGAAUCGCCAAGUCCUGCAGAUGAACCAAAUUUACUCGCAAGCUCAAGUUGUCGACGUCUGGCUUGGAACUGCAAACACAACCUCUGACGCUGGUGUUGCUUUCCUGACGACCUUUUAUACGCUUGUCUACCAUGACACAAAUUAUCAACAGUCUCCAUCGCGGGAUGCACGCACCGCCUCGAUUUAUCCAGAUUCUACGCCCUUUCACGAGUUUUAUGCGCCCAUUCUAAAACUUCUUGAUGAACCACGACUACUGACGGUAUUUAAUCAUGCUGUAGCAUUUCUUGCCAACAGCUGGUGGAGAAGAAUAUGGACUUUGCAAGAAAGUGUCCUCUGCCCCAACGUAAUCUGCUGGUCUGGUUCAAAAACGUUUCCUUUCGAAUAUCUCCUGGGCUUGUCCCAUUUCUUAUAUCACCUAGUGAAUCAUGAUGCCUACAAAGGUGCACUGGCCCACAGAGACAUGACUCUAGGUGCCUUGAUGCUCGUCGAGUAUCUGCGCAAAGACAUGGUUGCUCGCAGGGGAAUCGGAUUGACAAUGGCGCUCUACUCGACUUGGAACCGCGCGUCCUCGGAUCCGAGAGACAAAGUCAUUGGCUUGUUGGGUAUCAUAGAGCCUCGCGAUAGUCUCAAGCCAGAAUACUCAUGGCCAGUCGAGAAGGUGUAUAGAGUUGCGAUGCGAGCCGCGCUUGUCGAAGAUGGCAACCUCAACUGCCUUGGCCUGAUCUCCGAGAAGAAGGAGUCUCGAAACAAAAACCUGGCUUCUUGGGUCCCUGACUUUGAACUUCACUCCGAGCCAUUCAAAGACUACAUAACUUCGCUGUCCAAAGUCCUCAACAAAUGGUCGAUUUACAAGACUUUUAUGAGCCCAGAACGGUCUCUUCCAGACAUAACAACAGACGAGGAUGACAGUGUUUUAAUACUCAAAGGCUUUUGUCUUGAUUCUGUCUCCAUUGUCGGAACUCAAGCACCGGGCCCUAAUUUUGAGAAUGUAGGCGAGACAAGCCCUGAGCACUGGAGGAGCUCGAUGAGAGACACAUUAAAUCAUUGGAGAUCCUUACUGCCGCCUAAGGAUAGUUAUGUAACAGGUGAAACUCAGGCUAUGGCCUUCUGGAGAACAGUUCUGGUUGACUUGAACCAAGGCCGUCUAGCCUCAACGAAAGGCGGCAGGCCCAAACGUCUUGACAAGAAUGAUCUGCAGGAUCUGUUGCAACUUGAAACCCCAGAGGGAAUGGAAGGCUUGCUAAGCACAUGGGAGUCAUGCCUUCGGCCUAUAUACCGACAACUUCGAUUGAUUGAGCAAUUCAACCGGCGUUUCUUCAGGACAGAAAAGGGUUACAUGGGACUAGGUCCGCCAGAUAUCCAACCAGGUGACACUAUCUGCCUCCUGCUGGGAGGAUGCGUGGCUUAUGCGUUGAGGAGGAGUGCGCAAGAGACCUGGAUCUACGUUGGCGAAUGCUACAUACAUGGGAUCAUGGACGGAGAGGCCGCUGUUAACGCAACCGAUGAUAAGACCGGCUUCGCCGAGUAUCGUAUUGUCUAAUAAGUGGGAAAUCUGCCGUAUAGCGUUCCUUCUAUCCUAAACAAUGAGAGGAUUCAGGUACGUUUAUUAUGACUCAGUGUACCUCAAGACUAGGCAAUCUUGGUAUCGUAGUCUAAGGAUGGAAUUUUUAUUCAUUUCUGGGGCGUGUUAAUACCAUGAUAGCCUGAAUCCUCACUUCCGCCGGGUGUCUGCCGGCCCUCUCAGUGCCUCGCAAAGUUCAAGCAGACCGUCACCUCAGGAGAGGUGGCUGCCUCAAUUCUCCCCGAGAACCCCUGCUACGUACAUCAUCUUCGAUAUAGGACUUGGACUCUGGCGGUGUGGUCUUGGGUAAAAUCUUGCGAUAGCGCUUCAUGACGGAAGAGUUGUCGCAGGUACUGUUUUGGAAGAUAACGCGCGUCUAUGCUAUACUUAACCAAGAUUUAGCAAACAUACCGCCUUCUGAGAAUUAAAUUCCACAUAAAUUGUCCUGUUUAGUUCCAAAGGACUAUGCAGUGCCGAGAUUUAAAUUGUGGUAUGAGCUUUGAACUCGAAACUUGUAACUGGGCCGCUUGUCUUGU